Molecule: messenger RNA, 538 nt
Organism: Papilio xuthus (Asian swallowtail)
Lineage: Eukaryota; Metazoa; Arthropoda; Insecta; Lepidoptera; Papilionidae
Exons: 4
Coding region: 38-520 (160 amino acids)
Source: RefSeq, a predicted model, not a curated record
AUCUGGUAGUCACUCGUGCCGUGUUUUAUUCGCAACUAUGUUACGUGUAAUUGUGUUCAGUUUAUUUUUAUAUUCCUUUGGCACGUGUUAUCCGCAUUUAUUUGAAACAAAACACUUCAAAGUUGGAAUUGAAUAUGAUCGAUCGCUGCCGAUGAGCGGAGGUUCGGACCGAUAUAGGCAUAGGAAUAACUAUGAUCCCUUCUUUGUAACCGUCACCGCAUCUGCGAAGAAAGGCUACGUGAUGUCGUAUUUAGAAGUGUCGGCGACAACUGAUGCCUUAGCAGACGUGAAAUUCGAGCUGAUCCGCGGCAAGACGGGCUCCAGGAAUAUGGUCUUCCAGCUAGUCUCCAACCACAGCGAUUUUCUGGCAUACUCCUAUAUGGCUUACGGCAUUCGGGAAGAGGAGUACAAAAAGGUCACAAACAUGGUAACACUACCGAUACAGAACCAAAGCUAUGCAACGAGAUUCAACUGUUAUUUACUUUUAUUAAAUUUACUGUUUAUUAAGUUAAUUAUGUAGUAAAUAAUAUUAAAACAA